GCCCUCACCCCCAAGUCGAGAUUAUUUAAAUUGCUCAUGAUGUCUGGACUGAGAGGCCUCUGGGGCGCGUCAUCAGCUGAUCAUAAAUCAUUGUUCGGUGUCGUUGGGAUCGAUAGGGUUGUGGAAUGUCGUGACGUCAUAUAGCCAAAAGGACAGUGUGAGCCGAGGAUGAUGGCGUCUGACGGAUCGAGAUGCGGAGCUUGCACGGGUCAUAUAUCAGACCGAUAUAUUAUGCGAGUGGGGGAUUCGUCUUACCACGAGAGGUGCCUCCUAUGCUGCGUGUGUCAGGCCGCGCUCACUCACACAUGUUUCACCAAAGACUCGAAAAUCUACUGCCGAAUAGAUUAUGAGAGAAUAUUUGGAAAAAAAUGUCUCGGCUGCUCAGAGAUCAUUGGCUCCAGUGAACUGGUGAUGCGAGCCAUGGAUUCCGUUUUCCACCUGAAAUGUUUCCUCUGCGUCGUCUGCGGUGUCAGGCUUCAAAAAGGCGACCAGUUCGUUGUGAAACAGGGCCAGCUCUUCUGCAGGCCCGACUACGAGAAAGAGGUCGAAAUGUUCCAAGGAUACGCUCAAGGAGAUUUGAACUGCGAGGAGAUGACGGCGACGAGAACCGACGGACGUCGAGGUCCGAAGAGGCCGAGAACGAUACUCACGACACAACAGAGAAGGGCGUUCAAAGCGUCUUUCGAAAUAAGCCCCAAGCCGUGCCGUAAAGUCCGAGAAGGCCUGGCCAAAGACACCGGGCUUAGCGUCAGGAUAGUGCAGGUCUGGUUUCAGAACCAGAGGGCCAAAAUGAAAAAGAUGCAGAAGAAAGCGAGGCUCGACGCGAAAAACAACAACAGCAAAGAAGGGGACUGCAUGGAAGACAAAACUGAUAAAAUUAAAGACGACGAUCAUAGUUCGCAGGGUUGCGGCGGUGGCGGGGGAUACCUUAACGACAGCUGCAGCGACACGGAGACCGGCCACUGUCUUCCCCCGGACACGAGGGAAUACCUCCAGGUCAAGGAAUCUCGCGAGUACCUGCCAAUUAAGGUGGAAUCGGCCGAGAAGGAGGACGACGUCUUUUACAAGACCAUGCUCGUCGAACACCAAAACAAGCACUACCUAAACCCAGUCGGUAAAUACACCAUUCGAUUCUGUUAGUGACUUCAAUUUCAUUCAUCCUGAAAAUUAGGUAUUUCUUAACCAAAAUUGUCUAUAAAAUACACCAAACCGAAGUUUAUGUAUGAUGUAUGCCAGCUUUUCCUUGACAAUUUCAUCUUCUAGCUGCAUUAGCACCGCUGACCCAAAAAAUUCACACACUUUAGCACUAAAAUGAUAACUUAAAACAUCUUUCUUUUACUGUUCGAAUGUAAAAAUUAGAAGUAUACCUAUAUAUAUUAAUCAUCAUCGUCCAUCUUGAUCAACAAUAUCAUCAAUCAAUGAGUAACAUGUCUGUAAUUUAAUAUGUGCAAUAAUGUAAUACAUGUUUCAUUUUUCGUUGUUUUUAAACAUUCAA
Molecule: messenger RNA, 1495 nt
Organism: Cimex lectularius (bed bug)
Lineage: Eukaryota; Metazoa; Arthropoda; Insecta; Hemiptera; Cimicidae
Product: LIM/homeobox protein LMX-1.2
Exons: 6
Coding region: 169-1140 (323 amino acids)
Biological process (GO): neuron differentiation; regulation of transcription by RNA polymerase II
Cellular component (GO): nucleus
Molecular function (GO): DNA-binding transcription factor activity, RNA polymerase II-specific; RNA polymerase II transcription regulatory region sequence-specific DNA binding
Source: RefSeq, a predicted model, not a curated record